AUGCUUUCUUGCCUACGUCAAUCUGUGCGCUACGCCGCUCAAACAGCUCGAGCUCCAUCAACUUCCACAGCAGCCUCCAUUUCUUCUGAAGAUAUUUUUGCUCGUGAAAAGCUUUAUGGAUGUCACAACUAUAAACCGGUGCCUGUUGCGUUGUCAAGAGGAGAAGGAGUUUAUGUUUGGGAUGUUGAGGGACGACGAUAUUAUGACUUUCUCUCAGCUUAUUCAGCUGUAAAUCAAGGACAUUGUCACCCAAAAUUAGUCGAAGUAAUGCGAGAGCAAUGUGGCGUUCUCACUUUGACUUCGCGCGCUUUCUAUAAUGAUGCUUUGGGAGAAUACGAGGAGUUUAUCACAAAACUCUUUGGUUACGAUAAAGUUUUGCCAAUGAAUAGUGGUGUUGAGGCCUGUGACUCGGCAGUGAAAUUGGCUCGUCGCUGGGCUUACGAUGUAAAAGGAGUCCCGGAUAACAAAGCUAAAGUUGUCUUCGCCAAAGACAAUUUCUGGGGGCGCUCAAUUGCCGCGAUCUCUGCAUCAAAUGAUCCGGACUCAUUCGCUGGUUUUGGACCAUAUGUGCCAGGUUUUGAGACUGUACCAUACAAUGAUGUGGCUGCUGUUGAGAAAGCAAUUUCUGAUCCAAAUACGGCUGCAUUUAUGGUAGAGCCGAUUCAAGGAGAGGCCGGAGUCGUCCUACCCGAUGCUGGAUAUCUUCGGAAAGUCUCGGAAAUCUGUAAAAAGCAUAAUGUUUUAUUCAUAGCUGAUGAAGUUCAAACGGGUCUUGGACGAACAGGAAAAUUAUUAGCUCACUAUCAUGAUGAAGUUCGUCCCGAUAUUGUGAUCUUGGGAAAAGCCCUUUCUGGUGGAAUGUAUCCAGUGUCAGCUGUCUUGUGUGAUGAUCCGAUCAUGAUGAAUAUCAAGCCUGGUCAGCAUGGUUCCACUUAUGGUGGUAAUCCAUUGGCGGCUAAACUUGGAAAAGCUGCUCUUGAAGUGAUUAUCGAGGAAGGAUUAUGUGAGAAUUCAGCAGUGAUGGGUGAUUUAUUGAUGGAGAGACUUCGACGACUUCCAACAAAUGUCGUGAGCCGUGUAAGAGGAAGAGGACUCUUCUGUGCUAUUGUUAUUAACAAAAAAUACGAUGCUUGGAAAGUUUGUCUACGAUUGAAAGAGAAUGGACUUUUAGCCAAGAAUACCCAUGGUGAUAUCAUUCGCUUCGCUCCACCAUUGAUUAUGAACCGUGAACAGAUCGAAGAAGCUGCCAACAUCAUCGAGAGAACCAUCUCAGAAAUAGCCAAU
This is a messenger RNA of Mesorhabditis belari, 1284 nucleotides long. Lineage: Eukaryota; Metazoa; Nematoda; Chromadorea; Rhabditida; Rhabditidae. The record is from the annotation of a GenBank genome assembly.